Messenger RNA from Ambispora leptoticha, 208 nucleotides. Lineage: Eukaryota; Fungi; Glomeromycota; Glomeromycetes; Archaeosporales; Ambisporaceae. The record is from the annotation of a GenBank genome assembly.
UUCUCCAUGUAAUCCCGGCGAAAACGCUUGUAUUAACGGUCAAUUCGCUCAAUGCUCUGGUAAAAACCAAUGGUCUCUUACAAAAUGUAACGCUGGUUUAACUUGUUGUGCGCUUCCCCUUCGAAACAAACCAGGCACUUCGGUCGCUUGUGAUACCAAGGAAGAUCAAGCUGCAAGAAUCAAAGAGGGAAAAGCUGCCUGUCCAUAA